AUGCCCCAGACCACCAACCCGGUGGCGCUCUACGACUGCCCGCUGCUGGUGGGCGGCCUCUGCUUGUCUCAUCAGGCGAUCGGCUUGGCGGCGCUGCUCGUCAUCUUUGCUCUCCUGGCGACCUUCAUCCACCUCGUUCGGUCUCAGACUCCAGCGCCCAGAGCUGACAAGAAGAACACCCCUACCACCUCCCCGCUCAGCCCACCGGCGCCAGUCGACCUGCUGGCCACCAUUGAAGAAGAAGCAGAAGCGAGAGAGGAAGACCAGGAGGACGAUGAGUUUCUCUACGGGACGCCACACGAGGUGAUCCAACGCCCCCUCGCCGGUGCUGAAGCCACCGCCACUGACCACAACAACUUCAUCGAGGAGGAGGAGGAGUACGCGUACGACGCCUUCUUCUCCAUUCCGUCCUCCGCCGACGGCACUCCGAACCAGAGGAAUGCCAACGAAGGAGACCCUCUUCAUGGCCUGCCGGCCCCUUCCCCCUCCUCGAGCCCAUCUUCGUCGAAGCCCCGGUCGCCCACGUCAAGCUCCUCUUCAUCAAGGAGGGCGCCCUGCCCUCGCUGCCGUCGACCUGUUCACCUUCCCUGCUUCCACUCCACUGAUGUAGACCGGCAGAGGCUCACCAGCCCCAAGCUCAACUUCAGGGGCGAAAAGGUGACUGACCCCUACGCCUGCAACUACUGCGGCCUGCCCAACCACUUCUUCAACCAGUGUCCUCAUCGAGUCGUCUAA
This is a messenger RNA of Acanthamoeba castellanii str. Neff, 735 nucleotides long. RefSeq lists its product as uncharacterized. NCBI's taxonomy places the organism in Eukaryota, Discosea, Longamoebia, Acanthamoebidae. The transcript has a single exon. The coding region runs from base 1 to 735 and encodes 244 amino acids. The record is from RefSeq and is a predicted model, not a curated record.